ACACACACACACACACACACACACACACACACACACACACACACCGAGAUCUUCCGCAUCGAAGCUGAACUUUAUGACACCACGCCAAGGAUUGCAGUGUGGGUCCGCGUGUGGACCAAAAAAACAGCACUGAGAGAACCGAAAGAGAAAGUAGAACCGACUCAGUCAUGUCAUAGCCUACAGUUUCAAAUUACACAAGUUUCCGAACCGAGCUUAAAGCAGCGCCUCACACUUCCUGAUAGUCGUGAAAACAUCAAGGCUUAUGAGCGACUGCAUUUGACAAGCAGACAGAACAGACAGUAUGGACACAGCAAGAAGCUCAUCAUCGCAUAAAACGGAUAAGAAAAGGUCCAUUAAUAGAGUGAGGAGGAGUCCCACACGAUUCUCUCGGCCAUUUUCUCGGGGGAGAUACCAGUGUGCUCGUUUCUAUUACAGGCCCAGAGAGGACUACUUUUCCCGGCGGCAAAGUUUUAGCUUCAGGAUCCACAGGUUUCAGAGAGCCUCCAGUCUUCGUCUUCCCUCUAGAUCUCGGAGUCCGAAUGCGAUGCUGAGACACAAAAAUGUGCAUUCAUCAAGUCAGCACUUGGAAAAGAGGUCAGAGAAGAUUGUGACUCCAAUGCCGGAAAAAAAAGCAUUCAGCACACCAGAACGCUCCCGGGCAUCUUCAGUGGCUUCUGAGAGGACUACUCUAUCAUUUACAGUCAAUCAAGAAGAGCAGAACAGUAGUGGCAGGGAGACUCUGUCCUCUGUAACACGUGCAGCUGCCAGAAGUCGAGCCAUCCAGAAAAAGAGAGAGGAGAUUGAGGAGGUGUAUCGGCAGGACUGCGACACAUUUGGCGUGGUGGUAAAAAUGCUUGUGGCGAAAGAUCCUUCACUGGAGAGACCAAUCCAGUCUUCUCUGAGGGAGAACCUGCGUGAGAUUGGCCUGCGCUGUGUAGAAGCCAUGGAGAAGUUUAUCAAUGAGUAUGACUCCAGAGAGCUUGGCACACCAUCGCAGUCCCAGCUUCAUUGACACACAGACACACAGACACACAGACACACACACAGACACAGACACACAGACACACACACAGACACAGACACACACACACACACACACACACACACACACACACACACACACACACACACACACACACACACACACACACAUACACACACAGUCCUCAGGUUUGUGUAUCUCCUGCUGUAAAUUGAGUGAAGGUCAGAGACUUUAAAUACAACACAGGAUGAUGAGAUGUUGACUGUUAAAAGGUUUGAAACAGUGCCCUUGGAAUAGUGCAUUCUACAACCACAUAAACAUGAAGGAAGAAACUCAAUAUCCACACAUGUGGCUGUUUAAGGAGCUAAACAGGUGCUAAAUAUGCAGCCGCAGUUUAUCUAUUCUUCCCAUAGCUGGUGUUAGAAUGGCAAUAUUUUAGGGAGAAAUCUGUACUGUAUAGAAGAGAGCUGCUUGUUAAAUAAAUCACAAUAAGCCUCAUUCCUUAAGCUGGUGUAUAAGAUAAAAAGGCACUGACUUGACCACUAUUCUGUAAUAUUAUCUUUAAACGAUGUCCAAUAAAUCUAAAAAUAUGUGUCAUGAGGCAGUCAGAAGAAAUGCCUCACUAAACAAUUUCUGCUGCAUUUCAUAGGCCAGUUCCGUGGUUUUAUACCUUCAGGCAUUUAUGCUAAAUGAAAGACAACUGCAAAAUAAAGAUAUGUGUUAUGGACAGAUUUAUUUUCCUCAGUUGUUCAGAAUCUAUUAACAAUGCAUUUUACAUAACAGAAUACACUUGAUCAUAUUUUAUUUAAUGUUUGAGUGAAAAUAGGUAAUUUUCUAAAAUUAAUGAAUUACUUCCUAAUUAUUUGAUACUCGGUGAUAUGAAGUUCUUCUCUAAAAGAAGUCUUCCUGUUAAAGGUAGAUGCUUUGUUGCCUCUCUAUCAUUUUAUCUUACCAGAAAUGGUAUUCGUUUUACAACAGGAUGAAGACUUUGGUCAUCUGACUAUACUCACUUGCUUGUAAUGAUCGUAACCUAUUUAUAACGUCACAGAUUUAUUCUAAACCACAAGUGACAACCGCAUGCACUUAUUGAACAUUAUCGGAGAAUACUUGAAAUGUGUGCAUAAUAGGAACAAGAAGUUUACUGUAAAAAAGUAGAUGAUAUCUCUACAUUUUUAUUUAAUGCUUUUACCUAUCAAUGUUCUCAUUUCUGUGUAAAUAAAUGUUAUAAAGCUUG
Tachysurus fulvidraco (yellow catfish) is the source of this 2216-nucleotide messenger RNA. Its product is annotated as periphilin-1. The coding region runs from base 302 to 1012 and encodes 236 amino acids. The transcript is spliced from 6 exons. Lineage: Eukaryota; Metazoa; Chordata; Actinopteri; Siluriformes; Bagridae. Gene Ontology annotation, cellular component: nucleoplasm. Gene Ontology annotation, biological process: negative regulation of DNA-templated transcription; negative regulation of gene expression, epigenetic; protein localization to heterochromatin. The record is from RefSeq and is a predicted model, not a curated record.